AUGGCCUCCGCGCCCUCCGAAGAUGACGCUCCCUCCGUGCCCUCCCUCGUCUCCGGCCGCGCCCGCCGCGCCAACGCCGGCAACCGCAUGCGCCAGCUAAUCGAAGGCGCCCGCCAAGAGCAAGAAGUCCAAGAAGAAGACGCCGAGGCCAAAGAAGUCUUCGCCGAGCUCGCCGAAGACGAGGACUUCGGAGGCUCAGACGCCGAGGACAAAGACGACGUCUCGCUGUCCUCGUCGAGCGGAGACGAAGGGGACGCUGGGGAGGAGGACGAGGAGGCGGGCGAGAAGGCGCUGGUGAGGCAGGAGCGGGUGGAGAAGGCGGCAAAGCGGAAGGCGAGACAUGCGCCGUUCAAGCAGGGAGGAUUGGGGAUGCGGAAGCGAGUCAAGAUUGACCCGAUGGCGGCUGCGGAGACACAGACGUCCACAAUGCCCGCGCCUGCCCUGCGGCCGCGUAAGAAGUCCGAGAGGGUGUCGUACCUCCCCGCGCCGGGCGAAGCUGCGGCCGUCAGGGCCUCAUCGCGGAGGCUGGCGGUGCAGAACAAGGAGGAGACGCACAAUCGGCUGAAGGAGAAAGAGGAGCAUCGGCUAAAGACGCUCAUGGUUAUGGAAGCUGCUGCGAAGCGGAAAGAGCAAAAUGCACCGAAAGCCAUGACGCAGGCGGACCGGCUGGCCGAGGCGGCGAGGGUGGAAAAGCAGAACAGCAAGAGCUUGAAUCGGUGGGAGGCGGCGGAGAAGAAGCGGGAAGAGGAGCAGAGGGCCAAGCUGGAGGCGCUGAAGAAUCGCAAAAUGGAGGGGCCGUUCAUUCGGUUCUACAGCGGUCCUGCGGUUUGGGUGAACGGCAAGCUCAAGCAUGUUGGCAAGGGGGCCAAGAUCGAGGAGACGGACGAGUCCGCGGCGCAAGGCGUGGAGAAGGGCACAUCCGGAAGCGCUGCGGCUCCGACGGAUCCCACCGUAUCAGCUACACACGAACCGUCCAACACAACCCAACCGGCCUCUCUGCUCCCUACCGCACCCCCUUUGCCAACGCCUCCACGACCCCUCCACCCCCUCGCCUACCCCAACUCAAUAAUGUUCGCGCCGCCCCAAGGCCCCGCCGGCUUCCUCGACGGAAUCCACUACUACGCCUCCCUCCCCGACCAACUGCGCCAACAAGCCCUCCAUCCUCACCCCUACCAUCAACCCCUCUACGCGCCCCUUGCACCAUCCCACCAUCCAGUCCACGUCACUCCACCCCCGCCCCCACCGCCUCGAAAGCUCAUCGAGCGCGCGACCCGCAACCUCAUAACCCUGCACGGCUACGACGACCUCAAGCCGCGCGACAAGGACGCUUUAUGUCGUGCCUUGUUCGAGUGGCAGCGCACGAAGCUGGGGCCGAAGACCGCGCCGGCGGUGUGUGCGAUUACGGCGCGCCCGGCUAGAUAUCGGGAUCCGGGGACCGGGUUGGCGUUUGUGGAUGUCGGGGCUUACAGGUUUAUCCGGCGGCUGGUUGGCGGGAGCUGCGUGUGGAGUAAGCGGGCUGAAUGCUUCGCGGGACCGAAGGUGGGAGAGGGGUGGGGCAGGGCGGCGGGGGGUGUGCCGGGGAGGUUUCUGGUGGGAGGAGGGGGAGGUAGCUGA
This is a messenger RNA of Coniosporium apollinis CBS 100218, 1614 nucleotides long. RefSeq lists its product as uncharacterized. The coding region runs from base 1 to 1614 and encodes 537 amino acids. Gene Ontology annotation, cellular component: nucleus. Gene Ontology annotation, biological process: regulation of DNA-templated transcription; chromatin remodeling. Gene Ontology annotation, molecular function: ATP-dependent H2AZ histone chaperone activity. Lineage: Eukaryota; Fungi; Ascomycota; Dothideomycetes. The record is from RefSeq and is a predicted model, not a curated record. The transcript has a single exon.